ACUCAUACUGGCCAGCCUGUGAAUGGUAUGUAAUAUAUACAUGUCCUGUCCUAUCCUGUCCUGUCCUAUCCUGUCCCUGGGCACAAGUUGUAGCUUGAUGACCAGGCUCUGCUGGAAAAAUUUGAAACCAUUACAGACAUUUUAAUGGAUUCUGCAGGAAUAUCACACAUUAAAACUUCAAUCCAGCUAAUUUCACCUGAACACAGGAUCUGGUAGAAUACUGACCAUUAUGUGAAUGGUUUGUAAAUCAUUUCCUGUCCUCUCCACAUGCAAGUUGUAGCUGGCAAAUGCUAAAAUAGAUUUUACUGCAAAUAUUAUGAGAAACCAUCAGCUUUUAACAAAUAACACCAUUACCAACUAAUUACAUUGUUAAAACCAAAGAAACUACUGUUGAAUCCUUUUGGAAUCUGGAUGCUUUAUGAUGUCCUGCUGUUACCCUAUCCCUAUUCCAUUAGAUACCUAGAUGUGAGCUAGUAUUUCAAAUGUUUUUAAUAGUCUUUAAUGGUAUCCACUAAAUCAAACAUGCCAUGAGUAGAAGGCAACAAAUGACCAGGGGAGGCCCACACAGAGAUCAUUACAGGUACUAGUUUGAAGUCAGUUGGAUUCAGCCUGCAUCAUUUGGCAAGGUUUAUUGUUUUUUUUCUUUCCCUGCUGCUGAGAAGAGACGUGAGCAGAAGUGUAAAGUCAGUGCCACACAGCUGACUGUGUUGUUCUUCACAUCGGUUAAUGUUAGACAGAAUUUACAGGGAGAUUGUUGUACUUUCGACUGGGAGCCCAGGUGGUGUGUGACACCUUCAGUACUGUGCAAAGUUUGAUCACAAUGACGGCUAUAAAAAUUACGGUAAGAUUUCAUUUCACCUUUUCUCGGUUUUGUUAGUUUGGGCUAAAAAGCGGAUUUAUGAAGACUGAAUAUCAUGAGCCUGCUGUAAGUCUUGACAGGAUGAGUGACCCCGAUUGAUAAUGCCUUGUUUACUGUUCAUAAUCAACUAAUAUGAAAGUUUCGGAUGAAUGAAUCAGAUGGACAGAAGAAGUCAUACAGUAAAAUGAGUCAAAUGAUGAGGUGUAAUUUGAAUGAUUCGACUCAGGACUCUACACUUUCACCACCAGUGAGCUACAAGAUCUUCUGCUUCUCAAUAAUCCGAGACUGAAUACAAAUCGGUACCGCGGUCCUCUUUUGUUUCCAGUGAGGUUUUUGGAACUAGGACUUUUUGGAAUGAGUUGCUUCCGUGAAUUUAACCUGCAAACGUGGCUAAUUUUCAAGAUGUGUGUGGGGGAAAACAAGUAAAUCAAACUAUAUAGUAAAAAGUGCAUCAUGAAUAAUGAACGAAUGAAGAGAAGCUUAAAUGCAAUGUAAGUAACCAGGCAACAAAGUUCUCUUCCGCUACAUGACAUAAGCGACCCAGUAUCUGUUCAGUUCGCAAAAUACACUCGGGUCAGUUCGGGUUAUAUUCGGACCCGCUGGAGACUUUCCCAUCGACACGCUUCCGUUUGCUGGAUUCGGGUCGGAUGUCUGAGUACUUUCUGGCCGAAUACAGCAGCCGAGAAUCCCCACACUUCCGGAAUCGACCCGCUAUGGCUCCUGCUGCCCAGAAGAAGUCUCAUCCUUUUUUCCUGGAAGUGUUAUGCCGCACUCUCAUCAUCCUGUGUACGACGCUCUCCAUUGUUCUGUCCUCCAUCGCAGUGUGUGAUGGACACUGGCUGCUGAGUGAGCGGCACACAUUUGGCCUCUGGUUCUUUUGUGAUGUUGACACAGAGAACUCUGGUGCACCCCCAAACUGCAGCAGGCAUGUUGGAGAGGAAGCAGGACAGCUCUUAGAGCAUGGGCUUGGGUUGUGUCGCUGUGUUGUCUGUCUAGCUGUGGUGAGUGCUAUCUUUGGCCUGGAGCUGCUGGUAUUGUCACAGGUGAGCGAGGGACGGGCAUCUACGCAGCGUUGGCGUCUAGGCGCAUGGCUUGUGCUGCUGGCUGCAGGAUUAGCUGCUGCAGGGGCCGUGACCUUCGUGUUUCUUGUUUGGGACUUUGCUACACCUUUGGGGCUCACGCUCACUUUCUGGUGCCAGUUCACUGCAACAUUCCUCUUCUUCCUCAAUGGCAUGGCAGCACGGCACAUCCAGAGCAUGGAGUAUUUUCCACACUCCACUAAUGAUGUAUGGAAACCAUAGACAUUUGCUAAUUUUUGCUUACCACUGCUGAGUUAUGUACAACAUUCACAUAAAAAGUUUUAAUCUGUUUAUUAUAAAAGCUGCAUUUGUUGAUCGUAAUAGUUUAUCUGUGUAAUUAGGCAGAAUCUAAAAGUUAACUAAAUACAUCUGAUUCUUUUUUGAAAACGUCUUAAUAAAAAAGUUCCACAAUUUCA
Silurus meridionalis is the source of this 2354-nucleotide messenger RNA. RefSeq names its product transmembrane protein 37 (gene tmem37). The transcript is spliced from 2 exons. The record is from RefSeq and is a predicted model, not a curated record. Bases 1507 to 2160 code for a protein of 217 amino acids. Gene Ontology annotation, cellular component: membrane. Gene Ontology annotation, molecular function: voltage-gated monoatomic ion channel activity; calcium channel activity. NCBI's taxonomy places the organism in Eukaryota, Metazoa, Chordata, Actinopteri, Siluriformes, Siluridae.